Rotaria sp. Silwood2 is the source of this 360-nucleotide messenger RNA. The record is from the annotation of a GenBank genome assembly. Lineage: Eukaryota; Metazoa; Rotifera; Eurotatoria; Philodinida; Philodinidae.
AUGCCAUCUAUUAGAAUGAUGCUUGCACAUGAAUUUGGCAAUGAACAUCGUAGUGGUUUAAACAACAGAUGCAUUCAUUGUGCUCAUCUGCAAUGCGAAGAAGGUGAAGUUGACGAAGACCAUACAGAUGAACAUGAUAUUGAAGAAGUAGUUGGCGAAGAAGACUUGAUAAAAGAAGAAAUUGAAGUCGAAAAAAUUAAACAAGAAGAAAUUAGAGAAGAAAUGAUUUUUCAAUAUCCUCUGAACGAACAACAUGAUUCUAACAAAUAUAUACUUCCUGGCUAUGUAAAUGUUAACGAAUGGCCGUUGUCACCUUUAUCGGAAGCGACAAUAAAAGAUGAAAUCUAUGACUGGGAAUAG